AUGAAUGCCCAGGAAGAAACCUCUACUCCGGCGGUGGAGAUACUCCCUAGCAAUGACAAAAACCCUUCGUCCGUAGGGCUGAAGAAGGUGACCCCGUAUUGGCACCCGUACACGACGAUGGCGAAGGGACGGUGGCUGGGGCGGGAGCUGCUGGAGGUGGUGUCGACGGAGUACCGGGACCGUUCGAUGGACUUCUAUCGAUACGCCAUCGAAUCGGGAGUCACCACCAUCAACGGUGUUGUCGCCAAAGCCGACCACAUCUUCCAGAACGGCGAUAGACUCGAGAAUGUCGUGCAUCGACACGAACCAGCGGUCACAUCAACGCCAGUGAAGAUCCUUCAUCAUGACAAAGAGCGCGGCUUUAUUGUAAUCAAUAAGCCUGGUUCGAUUCCGGUCCAUGCUACCGGAAGAUACUUCUACAAUAGUCUGGCGGAGAUCCUCAAGAACGACUUUGGCUUCGAGAAGCCGUACACUGUCAACCGAUUGGACAGGCUAACAUCGGGACUCAUGAUACUACCCCUCAACGCGAAGCUCGCUACCAAGCUCACCGAGGAGUUCGUGCAAGGGAAGGUGAAAAAGGAAUACAUUGCGCGUUGCGAGGGGAGGUUCCCCGAGGAGGACGUGGUCUGUGAAGAGCCUCUCCUCACUAUCGACAGGCAGAUGGGAUUGAACGUCGUUCACCCUGAAGGAAAGCCCGCGAAAACCCUCUUCAGGCGCAUACGAUACGAUGAGUACAACAAUACCAGCGUAAUCCACUGCUUCCCUCAAACCGGUCGAUCCCACCAGAUUCGCGUACAUCUCCAGUUUCUCGGACACCCGAUCGCAAAUGACCCUCUCUAUUCGGACCCAAGGAUCUGGGGCGAUAAAUUAGGGAAGGGCGGCAUCGACACCACCCCCAGCGACGAACGCUCCGCUCCCCAGGCGCCCGCGCACCUCGUACUGGACGGCCCGAACCCUGAGUCCCUGUCCCCGAGCCCAAACCAGUCCGGCGACGCGCCGCCUUCGACCGAACGCAAACUCUUCCCUCGCGAAACCGGCCACGACAUCGGCAUGGGCGCCCCAGUGCCGCUGUCGGCGCAAGCGGUGGACAUCAUCACGCGUCUACGCAACAUGAAGGACGAGGACGAGGAUUGGGGUCGCUGGCGGGACGUCGUCUUCCGCGCGAAGGGCAAACUGAUGCCGAGCAUCCUGCGCGCGCCCGUCCUCCAUGAACCGCCUCCGAAGAAGAGGGCGGGCAGGCGGAAGGAGAAGAAGGCCGCUGCGGCGGCGGCGGCGGCCGAAGCGGAGAAGGCGGCUCUGGAGGAACCUACCGACGCGACUCCGGCCCCGGGUACAGACGUAGCGGUGGAGGAAGACAAUGCCACCGCGCCCCAGGCAGAGGCGACACCGGUCGCAGACUCCGCCCCCGCUGAGGACAUCAACAAGCCCGCGCAAAUCACUGAGGAAGAUGUGAUGAAGCUUGCUGCGGAGGACGCUUCGGCCGCAUCUCAAGCACCACCCCCUGCCCCGGAGUUGAUUGUGGACAAGAACGGGAUGUACUACUGCUCAGAGUGCUUUGUUCCGUUGCACGAAGACUCGAAGCCGGAGACGUUGUACAUCUUCCUACACGCACUACGGUACACGACGAGUCUGGGAACAUUCGAGACGGAGAUGCCGGAGUGGGCUGCAGAAGGCUGGGAUUGGGCGCGAUAA
This is a messenger RNA of Epithele typhae, 1692 nucleotides long. Its product is annotated as pseudouridine synthase. Gene Ontology annotation, biological process: pseudouridine synthesis. The coding region runs from base 1 to 1692 and encodes 563 amino acids. The record is from RefSeq and is a predicted model, not a curated record. NCBI's taxonomy places the organism in Eukaryota, Fungi, Basidiomycota, Agaricomycetes, Polyporales, Epitheliaceae. The transcript is spliced from 10 exons. Gene Ontology annotation, molecular function: pseudouridine synthase activity; RNA binding.